Molecule: messenger RNA, 2672 nt
Organism: Polypterus senegalus (gray bichir)
Lineage: Eukaryota; Metazoa; Chordata; Cladistia; Polypteriformes; Polypteridae
Gene: gpaa1
Product: glycosylphosphatidylinositol anchor attachment 1
Biological process (GO): attachment of GPI anchor to protein
Cellular component (GO): membrane; GPI-anchor transamidase complex
Source: RefSeq, a predicted model, not a curated record
GUUACUUCCUGUCUCUUGCUUAACGCUCCGCUCUGUCUUGACAGUUGUUCCCGGCGACGGCAGUGUUUCCUAGUUCAUCUGCUACGGGACAUUCAUCUUUGGCUUCUAAAGUAACUGUGGCAAUACGAUGGGUCUGCUUUCGGACCCUAACCGCAGACGAGCGCUCACCAACUUGGUGACCCGACUGAACACCCCACUGUGUGUCAUGUGCUACAUUGUGGGCAUAACAUGGUUCUUGGGACUUGCAUUUGAACCCUUCACACUAAGGACUUAUAUGUCAGAGAACGCCAUGGGUUCUACUAUGGUGGAGGAGAAAUUUGUAUAUGGAGAUCGUGCACUUUCAUAUUCGCGUGAAUUUUCAGGACACAGGAAGAAGGUCGGAGGACUUCCAGUAGAUUGGCUGGGGAAGACAAUGAAAAGCAGAGGUCUUGAAGUUUAUAAACAAACAUUUUCCCGCACAUUGCCUUUUCCCGAUGAAAGUAAGGAGAGAUACAUGGUGAAAGGUACAAAUGUCUAUGGGAUCUUGCGUGCCCCACGUGCACCACGCACUGAGUCCAUCUUGCUGAGUGCCACAUGCAGUGAAGGAAGCAACAAUAACCAGGCAGUGGGGUUACUGCUGGCACUUGCCUCAUAUUUUAGGGGUCAGAUUUACUGGGCCAAAGACAUCAUAUUCUUGGUGAAUGAGCAUGACCUGAUUGGAAUGGAGGCUUGGCUAGAAGCCUAUCAUGAUGUCAACAUGACAGGUAUCCAGUCAUCCCCAAUGCAGGGUCGUGCUGGUGCUAUCCAGGCUGCUGUCUCUCUUGAGUUGAGCAGUGAUGUCAUUACCAGCUUUGAUGUGGUUGUAGAGGGACUGAACGGGCAGCUUCCUAAUCUGGACCUAGUUAACCUCUUUUAUGCUUUCUGUCAAAAGAUCGGCAUGCUGUGCACUAUUCAGGGCAAGCUCCAGCGUAAUGACUGGGAUACAUUGCCAGGGUAUUCUCAUUCUCUAAAUACCAUGUUAUUGAUGGUUCUGAAGCAAAGCUCUGGUCGACCACAAGGUGACCACGGACUCUUCCUGCGUUACCACGUGGAGGCAGUAACCUUACGUGGAAUCAACAGCUUCCGUCAGUACAAGUUUGACAUGUCCACUGUUGGCAAACUCAUUGAGGGAAUGUUCCGAAAGCUUAACAAUCUUCUUGAAAGAUUUCACCAGUCUUACUUCUUUUAUCUGCUCCCAUCUCUUACACGUUUUGUCUCCAUUGGCUACUACAUGCCAGCCUUCAGCUUUCUCAUUCUUAUUUUGAUGCUGCGAGCACUUGAUCUUUGGGUUCAGCUGAGUAAUACUCCUCGUGUUCAAGAUGAUGAAGAACAGGACCCAGGUCCCAGCAUGUUGUCUCUUGCGACCCCUAUCUUCAUAUGCCACUUGACGGGCUUGGCCUUGUACUUUCUGCCCAUACUGAGUCAGGAUAUGGCCACCCAACACUUUCCAGUGUCUGAGACAGAGGCUGUGGUUUUCACUGCCAUCGCCAUAUAUGUAGCGGGUCUGGCCUUACCACAUAACACUCACAGGGCACUGUCUGGAAAUGGCACAGAGUGCGGCUGAAGUUUGAAACUCUUAUCUCUUCUGUACCUUGCUGUGCUCCUUGGCUGUACAGCGCUGAUUAAUUUCUCCUUGGGCUUCAUCUUAGCUGUCACUAUGGUCCCCAUGGCAGCAUUUGUCCAGCCCAGUGGACCCAGGGUUCUGUAUGCAUUCGGACUUGUGCUCGUCAGCCCCGCCUGCACAUUGCUUCUGAGCAUUUACUUUUAUCAUUAUCUCCUCGAAUAUCCCAUCACACUUCUAGAGUGCUGGCAGCAAUUUUUGAUGGCCAUUUCGCAGGGUAUCUUAGACCACCACCUUUAUGGGUCAUUGGUGUACCCUCUAAUAUCUCUCUUCAUUUAUCCCUGCUGGCUGCAAUUGUGGAACAUUGUCUUCUGGAAGUAGAGCUUUUGUAGUAACAGUGUUGGUUGAAGCUGAACUUGGCAGAACAUCUGCUGCUGGAGAAGACUCGUUAACUGAAGGAACUUACUACAUCUCGAGCACAUUUUAUGUGUUUGACUUUCCCGAAAGAAUAUGUUGCAGCUUGAGUCUGAUCAUCUGAAAGGAAGCAGUGUUAUUUUUUUGACUUCACAGCCAGUCCUCUUCAUUCUUCUAGAAGAGGAGAUGAGGUCGGUCUCUGCCUAGUGUUUUUGUUUCCAGGAAGUCCAGCUUGACACUCCGUCCAAAGUGUGACCUGAUCAGGAUUUACUUGGCAGCUGUCCUACUUGGAAUGCAGAAAUCUUUCCACUGGUGAAUUUACAAAAAAACCUCCUUACAGUUUCUUGUGGUUACUGGAUCAUUUAUCAUCUCAGGACUUGAAACCAAAUGUAAAAUACUAAAUAACACUAGCAGUGUAUUUUGGAAGUUGAACAUUUUCAGAGAAAUUUAUGUCCCAUUCCCUUAAAAUAACAUUAGAUGGUUCAGGUUUUCUGGAGAACCUUUUUGAAAGUUAAACAAAUAUAAAGUGUAUACUUUGAUGGAUAUGAGAUUAAUAUAAACACAGUAUUGUAAGAAUACCAAAUAUUCAGAAUGAUAAAUACUCUAUUACACAAGUAAGUGAUAUAAAGAAGAGAAUAUCUAAAUAUUAAAAGAAUAUUCCAGUCUGAUGCAGAAACAA